Molecule: messenger RNA, 3432 nt
Organism: Panicum virgatum (switchgrass)
Lineage: Eukaryota; Viridiplantae; Streptophyta; Magnoliopsida; Poales; Poaceae
Exons: 9
Coding region: 973-2817 (614 amino acids)
Molecular function (GO): DNA binding
Source: RefSeq, a predicted model, not a curated record
CUCACGAAGGCAGCCGCCACCAGCUUACGGCCGCAGGACCUCGACACCAACUCCCUCUCCCUCUCCCUCUCCCUCUCUUGCACGCGCUUGGAUCCAUCAAGCAAGGCGGCGCAGCCCGGCGCGCGGCGGCCGGCGGCAAGCCUCACCCACCUAGGCACGCGGAGGAGCGAGCGGGCGUGCGUCACAGCGUCAGCACCAGGGGGAGGUAUGGCGACCCUUUGGUGCGUGAUCUUCACGGUCGGCAAGUGGAUCUGCGGCACAGGCCAGGCCAUGGACCGCCUUGGAUCCACCAUCUAGGGCGGCCUCCGCUACGAGGAGCAGCUUAGUAUUUUUUUUCCCGUGAAAGUGGACUACUAUGAGCAAUCAGCCGGGCUGCCGCCUCACUGUCAAAGACGUCAUCCAGCAUGACAAGCAUGAGCGAGAGCAGCAGUGAACUGGGGCACUCUUUCUCGCCUGCUCCUCAACUGGCUGGUCGAGCAUUGUCAUCCACCGCAUGCAUCAGAGGUAGGCCGGCAGCAGUACUCAGAUGCAGGCACAGGAGGUAGCCUGCCCUGCCAGGCUGGUGAUCAGGUGGAUAUCUCGCAGAUGUUAGAACUGAGUCAAUGUUUGAGGGCUUGGGUAGCAGGCUACAUGUGUCUGCACAAACGUAUCUCAGGAUAAAGUUCUUCCACAUGGCGACCAAGUUCACAUUUGCUAUUAGCAAAACAUAUGAUUUCAAUGGACGUAGGAUCUAUGUGCCAAUCUGUUAGGAAGAAAUGGGCUUUGCUAUUUACCUAUGUAAUAUUACUUACUGACAUAGGAAGAACUGAAGUUACAUGUGGUUUUCCUGAUAAAUAGACAGUAGAAAACAACAUGAAGAACUGAGGUUUUAGAUUGUUUGGUGCUGCUGAGUAGAGCUUGGAGCUGUUGCUGCCUUCUCUUGUGUGCAUCUACAGCACAUUGCAAGGUGCAUGCCCAUUGCCUAACUGUAGGAUGCCGACAUCAGAGAAUGAACAAGUUCAUGGAGCCAGCACUGAGGCAGUGAAUCUGCUGAAAAGGAACUCAGAUGAUGUUGGAUGGGAGUAUGGUGUUCUUGUUGAUGCUAACAACAAGGACAAGGUCAGGUGCAACCUUUGUAAUAAGGAGAUGAGGGGAGGGAUUUAUAGGCUGAAGCAGCAUUUGGCUCAUGAAGGAAAGAAUGUGACUAAAUGUCCAGCUAGAACACAGCAGGCUUCGGAGGCUAAAGCAAAGUGCAAGAAAGCACUAGAAGAUGCAAAAAGGAAGAGGGAGGAGAAGACUGUCCGUGAGCUAGAACUUAGAGCGGAAGUGGAUGUGUCUAGGGUUGGAGAGACAGAGGAAGUCACUUGUGUUGGUAGUUCACAGCCUCACAAAUUAGGACCUAUUGACAAAUGGACACGUGCUAUUGAUCCUACAGCUACCAAGACUGAGUCUUUAAAGCAACAGCAGCUGAACAAAGAACUUUGGAAAGAAAGAUCAAAUGAGGUGUACAAGUAUAUUGCAAGAUGGGUCUAUAAUCAUGCAAUACCUUUCCGUGCAUGUGACAAUGAUGACUUCAAGCAAAUGUGUGAAGCAAUUGGACAGUUUGGACCUGGAUUUCAGCCUCCAAGUGAUGAUUUACUGCGAGAGAAAUUGCUGGAACAAGAAUAUGCAAGAACCAAGAGUUUGAUGCAGGAACGUCAAGCUGAGAAGUUGAAAAAUGGGUGCUCUGUUAUGACCGAUGCUUGGUCAGAUAGGAAGAGGAGAAGUAUAAUGAAUCUGUGCACUAAUUGUGCUGAAGGAACUGAAUUCAUCAGCUCAAAAGAUAUGUCAGAUGUGUCACACACAAGUGAAGUCAUCUUUGAACUAGUGGACAAAGCAAUUGAUGACUUGGGUCUAGAAAAUGUAGUGCAAGUAGUGACCGACAAUGCCUCCAACAACAUGGGAGCAAAGAAGCUAUUGCUUGAGAAGAGACCACAGAUAUUUUGGACAUCUUGUGCAACUCACACAAUCAACAUGAUGCUCCAAGGAAUUGGCAACAUGCCUCGGUUCAAGAAAGUGAUUGACCAAGCAAAGUCAUUUACCAUAUUUGUCUAUGGCCACACAAGAACAUUGGACUGCUUGAGAUACUUCACGGAGGGGAAAGAGGUAGUGAGGGCAGGAGUGACUAGGUUUGCUUCAAACUUUCUCACUUUGAACAGCAUGCUAGAGAAGAAGGACCAGCUAAGAAAAAUGGUGGUUCAUACUAGGUGGGACUCAUUGAAGGAUGUGAAAUCAAAGAAAGUAAAAGAUGCCACAGCAACUAUAUUGAGUCCAACCUUUUGGAAGGAAGUGAACCUAAUAUUGGCUGUUUUUGAGCCAUUGUUCAAAGUCCUCCGUUUGGCUGAUGGGGAUGUGAAGGCAUCCAUGAGUUUCAUUUAUGGAGAACUACUAAAGGCAAAGAGAGAGAUCAAAGAGGUCUUUGGCAAUAAUGAGACUCGAUUCAAGGAUGUACUAGCUGUUAUUGAGAAGAAGAUGAAGGGAAGACUUGAUUCUCCAUUGCAUUUGACAGCUUAUUUGCUCAAUCCACACUAUAGCUUUACUAACCCAUCAAUUUUUGAUGAGCCCAAAAUGAAUGAAGCAUUUAUAGCUUGUGUCGAGCAAUUUUAUUAUCAUGAUGAGGACAAGCAAGAUCAAGCUGCCAACAUUGAAUUGAAAAAGUUUCAAAAUAGAGAAGGAGCAUUUAGCAAGAAGCUAGCAAGGACUUUUGAAAACUUUGAUUACAAUCCAGCCUCAUGGUGGAGGUUGUAUGGAAGCCACACACCAGCUUUACAGAAGAUGGCUACAAGGAUCUUAUCUUAGACAUCAAGUGCUUCUGGUUGUGAAAGAAAUUGGAGCGGGUUUGAAGGGAUACACACUAACAAGAGGAAUAGACUUACUACAGCCCGCCUCGAAAAGUUGGUCUAUAUUCAAUUCAACAACAGGCUGCUUAGUAAGAGAGAAAAGAUCAAGACAAAGAAGACCACUGAUGUUCUCUUAUCUAGUUAUACAACUGAAGUUCAAGGUUUUCUCCAAGAGGGUGGAGAUGAUUGUGCAUUAGUUGUCUUUAGAGAUGAGGAGGAUGAGAUGGAAGGUACAGGGAUACCUUGGGUUGUUAUUGGAGAGGUAGUGGGAGUAGAAGAGCAGCUUGAGCGGCGUAGAAGUGGUAGAGUGAGGGAGGCAAGGGAGCUCUAUGAAGGAGAAGAGUUUUCAUCUGAAGAAGAAGAGUAUGAGUCUUAUGAGGAUGAGGAUGAGUGAGGGAGGCAAGGGAGCUCUUAUGAACUGCUGUUGUGUGCUAUGUUGUGUGCUAUGUGACUGUGUCAACCCUUGAGGGGUAUGAACUAUUUGCUUGUGCUUGUGUUUGUGUUUGUGUUGUAUGAACUGCUGCUGUAGUGCUGUGACGUCCUUUAUUUAUAAAUUGUGUUGUGCACUUGUACU